AUGCGCGCCUUUGCAAUCCCAAUUGGCUACUGCUCCUCUUAUCCUUGUCUCUUCCUCCAACCCUCUUUAACCAACACCAAAACUAAACUCUCUCCUGUCCCUCCUAAAUUCGCAAACUUUAGCUCGCAAACAAAGCAUCGCCUUCUCUCUCAAUGCCGAACCACCCCUCAUUGUUCCAAUUCCGAGUCGUCCACUCUUUUGGACGACGAUGACGAUGACGAUUAUCAUGAUAAUGAUAGCGAUGAUGGGUAUUAUUCUGACGUAGGUGAGGAGGAGUCAGAAGAUAGUGUCACUACCGGGGAUGAUGUUUUUAUAGAGAUAAAGAAGCUUCAAAACAACUCGAGGAGAAUUCGAUCCAAGAUUUAUAUAAAAGCUAGCCUUGACACUGUGUGGAAAAUAUUAACUGAUUACGAGAAGUUGGCUGAUUUCAUUCCCGCUCUUGCUGUCUGCAAAUUAAUUGACAAGAAGGACAAUUUCGCUCGUCUUUAUCAGGUUGGACAGCAAAACUUGGCAUUUGGGCUAAAAUUUAGUGCAAAAGCAAUUUUGGAUUGUUAUGAGGGAGAUCUUCAGACUCUUGCUUCCAGGAAAAAGCGUGAUAUUGAAUUUAAGAUGACGGAAGGUGACUUCCAGUUUUUUGAAGGAAAGUGGUCUAUUGAACAGUCUACUAAACCCGAAACUGAAGAUUCACUUGGUCAAGAGUAUGAGACAACUCUUUCAUAUUUUGUGGAUGUAAAGCCUAAGCUAUGGUUGCCUGUUCGCCUAAUUGAAGGCAGACUGUGCAAGGAGAUAAAGUCAAACCUCACAUCCAUCCGGGAAGAAGCACAGAAAAGGAUUGGUGAUGCUCUGCAUGAUCAAUAG
Messenger RNA from Dovyalis caffra, 858 nucleotides. The record is from the annotation of a GenBank genome assembly. Lineage: Eukaryota; Viridiplantae; Streptophyta; Magnoliopsida; Malpighiales; Salicaceae.